AUGAGCGUCGCUGUUGGACUUUGCGCAUGUGGGGUUUCGUCGGUUUUUUUCGGGUCCAUGUUCGUACCUAUUAGGAAGUAUGAUGCUGCAGAUGGGAUGUUUGCACAAUGGGUCAUGUCAGCUGCGAUUCUUUUCAUCGGCUUUCUCGUCUUUUGUCUUCAGGGAUUUCCAGGUUUCUAUCCGCUAGCGAUGCUCGGUGGAACGUUUUGGACUAUUGGCAAUGCAACAGCAAUUCCAAUCAUUUCCAGACUUGGAAUGGCUCUUGGUAUUCUUAUCUGGAAUACAACUAACUGCUUAACGGGUUGGGCAGGAGGAAGGUUUGGUCUCUUUGGAAUGAAGCCAAAUCCGCCAGAAAGUGACAUUCUAAAUUACGGUGGAUUACUUUUUGUGAUUAUAGGAGGUAUCCUCUUUUCAAGAAUAAGAAGUGAUUCAAAUGAGGAAGGUACUGAAAAAGCUAGCAUAGACUUAGUUACAGUAAAAAAUCAAGAGUCACCGGAAAAGGAACCACUAGCAGAUGUGGAGGUGAAAACUUUGGAGAAAGAAGGGAACUCUGAACAACAGAUGGUGAAUUUGCAAAAAGGAAAACAACGGAUAAUUGGUUUCGCUAUGGCAUUGAUAGCCGGUGUAUUCUAUGGAAUGACGUUUGUUCCUGUGAUCUACAUGAUGGAUAAUCCAGAAAAAUUCCCUGGUUAUCCACAGGAUGGCUUGUCUUAUGUUUUCUCACAUUAUUUUGGAAUAUUCCUCACUGCUACGGCUAUAUUUAUUGGCUACGCCCUCAUCAAGCGGAACCGCCCGAUUGUGCCUCCGUUCAUAUUUCUACCGUCGUUUUUGUCUGGUUUGCUGUGGGGAAUUGCUCAGUCCUCCUUCUUUAUUGCCAAUCAACACCUCUCCCAAGCAGUUACUUUCCCCAUAAUAACAAUGCUGCCUGGUUGUUUUGCAUCAGCUUGGAGUAUACUGUACUUCCAUGAGAUAAAGGGUCGAAGGAAUCUAACAUUUUUCGCUGCUGCCAUGGUUGUUACCUUGACUGGAGCAAUGUUAGUUGGACUUUCUAAAGCAGUUCAUCUUUAG
This is a messenger RNA of Necator americanus (New World hookworm), 1068 nucleotides long. RefSeq lists its product as uncharacterized. The record is from RefSeq and is a predicted model, not a curated record. Gene Ontology annotation, molecular function: carbohydrate transmembrane transporter activity. Lineage: Eukaryota; Metazoa; Nematoda; Chromadorea; Rhabditida; Ancylostomatidae. Gene Ontology annotation, cellular component: membrane. The coding region runs from base 1 to 1068 and encodes 355 amino acids. Gene Ontology annotation, biological process: carbohydrate transmembrane transport. The transcript has 9 exons.